Messenger RNA from Eremothecium gossypii ATCC 10895, 1386 nucleotides. It is a transcript of the gene MSY1, whose product is annotated as tyrosine--tRNA ligase MSY1. The transcript has a single exon. Bases 1 to 1386 code for a protein of 461 amino acids. Gene Ontology annotation, biological process: tyrosyl-tRNA aminoacylation. Gene Ontology annotation, molecular function: tyrosine-tRNA ligase activity; RNA binding; ATP binding. Gene Ontology annotation, cellular component: mitochondrion; cytosol. The record is from RefSeq and is marked provisional. Lineage: Eukaryota; Fungi; Ascomycota; Saccharomycetes; Saccharomycetales; Saccharomycetaceae.
AUGUCCUGCUUCAUGCGCACUAUGAGGCCGUGGUUGCACGGUGGGACACGGCAGAGAUGGUUUUCUACUGGAAGCGGGACAGUCCUGGACGAACUGCGCGCGCGGGGCCUCGUACAACAGAUAUCGGAACCUGUAGAUGCGCUAGUGCAGCAGCUGCGAGAGGGGAAGCGGCCGCGGUUGUAUUGCGGGGCGGACCCGACGGCCUCGUCUUUGCAUUUAGGAAACCUAAUGCCACUUAUGGUGUUGUUGCACUGUUACGUGCGUGGUCACGACGUCGUGGCAUUAAUAGGUGGGGCGACAGGCAUGGUAGGAGACCCCAGCGGGCGGUCCACCGAGCGCACAGCACUUGCGGAUGCGACGCGCUUGGAAAACGUGCGUAGGAUUAGCGGCCAGUUCAAGCGCUUCUUCGAGAAUGGACGCGAGUACCACGGAAGCCGUGUGGCGCCGGCACAGUCCGGGCAUGCAGUUGUGGUCAACAACGUCGAAUGGUGGAAGGACAUGGGUCUCCUAGACUUUUUGGCACGCUACGGGCGCCACAUCCGUGUGCAGAACAUGUUGGGGCGCGACUCGGUCAGUGCGCGCCUUUCUAGUGGCAGCGGCAUGGGAUUCAACGAGUUCUCGUAUCAGAUCCUCCAGGCAUAUGACUUCUAUCACCUGCACACGCACCACGGCGUGGCAAUCCAGGUGGGCGGCGGCGACCAGUGGGGCAAUAUCACCGCUGGCAUCGACUUGAUUGGUCGCCUGUCGCCAGGUGCGGCGGCUAACCCCGCGUUCGGCGUAACGGUGCCGCUACUUUUGACAGCGUCUGGCGCAAAGUUCGGCAAGAGCGCGGGGAACGCGGUCUUCGUAGACCCUGUCAUUACCCCGUCCUAUCAGCUAUACCAGUUCUUUGUCAAUACUUCCGACGCGGACGUUGCGCGCUUCCUGCGCCUGUUCACCAUGCUUCCGUUGUCUGCCAUCGACGAGGCCGUGGCCGCGCACACAGUUGCUCCGCAGCGUCGCCUGGCACAGCGCUUGCUUGCGCGCGAGGUCGUAGACCUGCUGCAUGGCUUAGGUCACGGCAAAGACGCUGAAACCGUUUCUGAUGUGCUGUUUGGCGGCGCUCGUGUGGAUUUGCCCGCUGGUGAGCUACUGCGUCUGUUCACAGACGCGGGCAUCCUGCGCGAGGCCCCGCGCUCUGCUUCACUCGUCGAUCUCAUGUGCUUAGCCACAGGCUCGUCACGCGCCGAGGCUCGCCGCAAGCUGGUCCAGGGCGCCGUCUACCUGGGGCCUGAUCGUAGUCGUCCCGCUCAAGACAUUGCCGAUCUCAGCCCCCACAUGAUCGAAGAUCGCGUGCUUCUCUUGCGCAUCGGCAAACAGCAAUGCUACGUUUUUCACAUUCAGUGA